UUGGUAUGACUCAGGGGCGGACUGACCAUUUGGAAACUCAGACACUGCCCGAGGGCCUGGGGUCAGUAGGGGGCCCCAUGAGAUGCCCCUGGUACCUUUUUCAUAGGCUUUUUUGAGUUUGGGCAAGGACACAGGGGCCCCAUGAUCCCCUAUUGGCCGGGGGCCUCAUGAGUUAUCAGUCCGCCCCUGGUAUGACUACGUUUAUUUUUUGCCAUCUGUGUCCCAUUGGGGAGAUUUCCAUUCUCUUUCAGUCC
Staurois parvus is the source of this 254-nucleotide messenger RNA. Lineage: Eukaryota; Metazoa; Chordata; Amphibia; Anura; Ranidae. The record is from the annotation of a GenBank genome assembly.